UAAGCAGUUUGUCGAACUAGGAUUAUCGUCCUUGGCAGCGAUUCACUUGUUUACGAAAUCGGAAUUCUAAACACAAAAUAUGUCUUUGGUAGGUUAUGGUUCCAGUGAUAGUAGCGGCAGCAGUGAUGAAGAAGAUAACCAUCUACCCCCAUCAGGUGAACAAAAGAGAACCAAUGCUGCCAGUGGUGUGUCUAAAAUUGAAUCUAAACCUCAGAAUGGUAUGGAAGAACAGCAAAAGGCAAUAAUUAACGGCACCAAAUCGGACAAUGUUUCUGUUGAUGACGAAGAGGAAGACGGCCUACGUGGAAAUAAUUUGUUUAAAGUUCUACCAAAGCCGCAGCAGAAACAAACAACGAAUGAUGAAAUAUCUGAAGGAGAUCUGGAAGAUAUUGUCAAACCAAAAUCUUCGCAGAUAACAAGUUUACCAAAACCUUUACCAUUGCUAAAAGGUUCUCAUGUGAAAAUCACUAUUCCGGCAUUGGAUUCAGAUUCAGAUGAGGAAGAAGUGGUUACAAAGAAAAAAAUGAAGUUCUCGGGCAAAUGCCGUUUGUUGGAUAUCCUUCCUCCCCCGAAACACAUUUCUGUGAAACAAAGCAACCGGACAUUUAUACCCUACACCCUAAACAAAAGACCCGAAGCAGCAGAAAGUGCAACAAAGAAACCCCCGUCGAGUUCCGUAUCGAAGAAGCCAGCAGUUAAGAAAAGUAUCCUUGGUGUAACUGGUUAUAACAGCGAUGAUGAUGAUGACGAUGAUGACAGCAAUGUCAACAGUUCAAAUUUUUUCUCUCUGGACUCAAAACCCCAAAUACCCCGACAGACAGGCGGAUCAUUCACCCAACCCUCAGCCACCAUUUCUUCUACCAUCACUUCUACUUUCCAUUCCCUUUCUUCCAUUCCUUCAGUUCCUUGGCAACAAACUACAGUCUCUCCACAUGUGCCAUCUGCCACUGAUGUCAUGGAAAAGAACUACGCAGAAUAUUACGUGCAGCCUGAAGAAUUAGUACAACCAGACCAGGACCGUUUAGCAACUCCUGAUGAUGAUCCUGAGCUUGCCGGUCCAUCUAUGAACAUUGACACACUUCUUCAGGAUGAACAGUUCCAACGCUUACAGGGCAAGAAUCAACGAGGCAAGGAACAAAUUCAACUAAUGAAUGUCAAUGCUGAUGACUUCAUUGACAAAUCACUACUUACAAAGACAAUCACUCAGGAAAUGCCAAGACAUUCUUACAAGAAAGAUAAGGAUGCCCCUAGCAAGAAAUCUCGAAACAAACAUCAAAUCACAUACCUUGCCUAUCAGGCAAAAGAACGUGAACUCGAGUUGAAAAACCAGUGGUCUCAAAACAAAAUGACCAAACGACAGACGCAGGCAAAAUAUGGCUUUUAAGGAGUUGACUAAAGAAUCAUAGCUGAUGAAAUUACGAAUAUUCAUUAAAUAAGAAAUGAACAAUUUACAUGAUUAACAUGUGAUGCUGUGGAUUAACAUGACUGACAUGUAGAUUAAUAUGUAAAGCUACAUGAUUUAUAUUAUAGACUUGUUGAGUAACAUGGAGAAUUGUGAGUGUGCUUAGCCCUUUUGAUAUCAAACUGCCAAUGAUCAUCUCUAGUUCUAUGUGACUUCCUGUUGUAAACUUUUUGUUACUAUUUUUCUGCUGAAAUCGACUGCUUUUGUUUCAAUUAAUUUUUUAAAAUAAUGGAGAAUUUAUUAAAACACCUCUGUCAUUUUUAAGCUGGGGUUUGGAACAUGAAUUAACAUGAAAUUUUGAUGGAAGUUUUUAAAUUACAUCACUUUAAAACAGGGAAUUUGUAUAAUAGAACUAAUGCUGGUCUCAGAUGGGUUUGAUAUCGGAAUGAUUAAAAUACUCUUGAUUAAAAAUUUCCACUGAAAUUUCAUCUUAAUUUAUGUUCCAAACAUCAUUUUAAUAAUGACAAAGUAAUUUUACUAACUUCUUCAUUAUUUUCAAAAAAAAGAGUAAUUGAAGCAAUGGCAAUGUAUUUCAGUAGAAAUGUGGUGACAAAAGAGUUAAUGCCUUUCAUAUCAAUCUGACUGAAAACACCCCUGCUUGUAUGAUACAAACUUCUUGUUUUACAGUGGUCUAAAACUUUCCAUCAAAAUUCCAUAUUUAUCUUAUAUGCCAAACACCAUCUUAAUAAUGAUAAAAUUAUUUUACAAAGUGGAGGCGCAAUGGCCCAGUGGUUAGGGCAGUGGACUCGUGGUCAUAGGAUUGCGGUUUCGAUUCCCAGACCGGGCGUUGUGAGUGUUUAUUGAGUGAAAACACCUAAAAGCUCCAUGAGGCUCCGGCAGGGGAUGGUGGCAAACCCUGCUGUACUCUUUCUCUCACUCUUACUUCCUGUUUCUGUUGUGCCUGUAAUUCAAAGGGUCAGCCUUGUCACACUGUGUCACGCUGAAUAUCCCCGAGAACUACGUUAAGGGUACACGUGUCUGUGGAAUGCUCAGCCACUUGCACGUUAAUUUCACGAGCAGGCUGUUCUGUUGAUCGGAUCAACUGGAACCCUCGACGUCGUAAGCGACGGAGUGCCAACAACAACAUUUUACAAAAUUCUGCAUUAUUUCCAAAAUUAAUUAGAAUAAAAGGCAGUGUAUUUUAGCUGAAAUAUGGUAGGAAAAGGUUUAAGAAACAGGUAACGUGGAUAUUCAACAAGAGAAGUUGUUUGACUCUUUUACUUGCAUUCAACAUAUUGGCAUAUGUUGGAUAUUGGAAUAUUCAUGGUUGAUGUGUUCACUAGUGGAGGCUUGACUAUUUACUACCAGUAUUACAGUGUUCACUAAUGGGUAUUGUAAAUGUUCAUUAAAUGUUCAUCUGUCCUCAUAUUUCAAUAAACAUCUAGCAGAUGAACUGUAAAUAUUUAACAACAGACUGCUGUAAAACCUCCUUAUUGGACCUGUGAACGUUGAUAUUGGUAUUGUGAAAGUUUCUUAGAAGAAGCAUUAUGGAUGAAGUAUCAAUACAUCUGCAUGUGUACAUGUAUCAGAAUUGGACAUGAAAAAAAGAAGAAAAAGAAAGGGAUUCAAAAAACAAAAAAAAACAACUGAAACAAAACAUGAAAACAGUUUUGAUAUCAAACAAAAUAUAAACCUCACUUUUCAAAA
Messenger RNA from Octopus bimaculoides (California two-spot octopus), 3109 nucleotides. RefSeq names its product proline-rich protein PRCC. NCBI's taxonomy places the organism in Eukaryota, Metazoa, Mollusca, Cephalopoda, Octopoda, Octopodidae. The record is from RefSeq and is a predicted model, not a curated record. Gene Ontology annotation, cellular component: nucleus.